Stegostoma tigrinum is the source of this 4081-nucleotide messenger RNA. RefSeq lists its product as uncharacterized. The record is from RefSeq and is a predicted model, not a curated record. Bases 100 to 2583 code for a protein of 827 amino acids. The transcript has 18 exons. NCBI's taxonomy places the organism in Eukaryota, Metazoa, Chordata, Chondrichthyes, Orectolobiformes, Stegostomatidae.
GGGAGAAGCAUCUAUAAUUGAACAUUAUUCUGUGAAAAGCCGCUCACAGUAAGAUAUAUUUCAUGGUUGAAUCCUAUUAGGGUGCAGAGUGUGUGUCGCAUGGAGCUGGAAUGCUGCACUUGCAAUGAUCUACUGGGAGUGGUAUUCCAGGACUCACCUGCAAAAGAGCUUCUCAAGUUCCACCAAUGCUUAUGCCAGGAGCCUGUUUCAAUGUGCCAGCUCCAGGAGGCACUCAGCCAGUCUCCAGGAAAGGAUGAUGGUGAGAAUUGGAGCUCUCAGUCCCAGCAUCUCAUUGAGAUGGAACGGGAAAGGCACAGGGUCAGCAACAGGUGGAGAAUGGGCGGGCUGUCAGCUGUCAUACAUGAUGAUGGACGGGAAAUGGUACGCCUGGCAACUGAGGAUGAGCACGGAGUAUCCAACACACAACUUCUUCAAUUGGUCGAGGAGAAAUACCGAAUCCUUAUCAAGCAUCUUGGUCAGGAAAUGCUGCAGGAACAUUGGGGUGAGGAGCUGCCUGUUGCCUGGUGUGAUCAAGAAAGCAGGGAGAAGGGGCGAGAGCUGGAGGCUUUCAUGAAUCAAUGUGUCUUCCAUUACGAUGAUAUCUGGACCCUUUCCCAACUGCCAGGAGCCUUCAGAACCUACAGCUCGUUCAGCAUAAUGGGCCCUGAGGCAGACUCAGAGAAAACGACCCUGACUGAUGGGGAAAGGAGUAGAUUCUGCAGUAAGACAGCUUCCUGCGUCACCAAUACGAAACAAGGUGUUGCUGCAUCCCUUUCUUUGCUCCUGGGCUUACAUAGACGCUUUGAACAGGAAACAUCUUUCAUCCUGUCCACAUCGAUGAGCCCAGCUCAGAAGAGCUUGUUUCUACUUUCCCAGCACUACAUGCAGUGUCAAGCCAAGCACCAAGAUACAUUUGAGACAAGCGCACUUGUACUGAGUAAUACUGAAUGGGAAGAGAGUGUCGAAAUUCCAUGGUAUGGUGGCACUAUAAACGAAACAUUGGCUGUGCGCACUCUGCAGGAAUUCAUCAGCUUGACACUUCCUCAGAAACCAGAGCGGUCUCAGGUCACAGCUCCUGAUCUCAGUGGUUUGGCAUUACUGGGUACUGUACAAAUUCAGAUGAAGAUUUUGGAACAAUUGUGUGAAAAUCAUCAGCAAGAACAAUCAUUGCUGCUCCAGUUUAUUUACCAACAGAAGAUGAUAUUUUCUGGUGUGGAAGCAAACACAGAAACGUCUCAAUUUAGUGACACCGUUUUUCCUGGUCAGAGUGACAACAAUUGGAAGGAUACAACUGGUCACUCCCAGCUCAACGCCCUGAGAGAGGCUUUUGGUCAGUAUUGGGAAAGGAAUGAGAUUUCUGAACAGUCAGACGGCCAGAGUCCAGCCAUUCAGAGUCUCGUAGGCCUUCAACAAAGACAACUAGCUGAAGUGAGAGAAUUAAUCCGACAGCUGGAGGGACAGUCUCGCGAUGAUCUAGUUCAUACUUAUUGCUCACUGUUUGAUAACCUCCAGAACCACCGCUACCAUAGAAACCUCUCAGCCCUGUUACUGGGCCAAGUCACACCAGGGAAGGACAAGGAACCAAUUGCAGACCACCUUGGAGCCUGCUCUGGUCCGGUGCAGUACGGUGAAGGGACUGUGGUGGUAGAUUCAGAGAACUGUGACCAGGAGACAGUGGCGAACCAGAAUGUGAUACCAAUGGAGCAGGCCCAGAUUGUGAAGAUUGAACAGGAACCAGCUCCUUACGACUCCAUUAGAAUGAAUGAAUUCAUGGCAGAAACUGACAGUGGUGUAUCUGAUCUGCACAACAGAGGGACACAGAGUCUCAGAGCUCAGGAAGACAGAGUAACGAUCUCAAUAGUCAGGGAUCCAUUUCCUGAGACCCAGAAAGAAGGGGAACAAGGGUGGAUUUCUCCUGGCCAUCGGAUGAGCCAAUCAGAAGAGAAAGAAUCUGGCCAGCACAUUUCAGUGGAUGUGGAUUCGAUGAGCACCUUGUGUGAGAAAUGUGAAACAGAAGGGGAUCGAGCAGGACACUGCCUGGGGGAAGAGACACACAUAAAGCCCAGAGAGUUGAGCCACAUUCCUGGCCUUCAGCAUGAGGUGAACAUGAUUCUGAUAUCAGAUGAAGAGAAAGAGAAUGUGAUGAAGAGUCUGACACUUGCUCAGAGAAAAGCUGAAGAGAAGCGACGGAGAGAUAAGAGAAGGCAGACCCUGCGGGUGCAGGAAUGUCUGUCCAUUGUCCGGAACAGAGCAUCCACAGUUGACCAUCCAGUUCUCCAGUGCUACAGUGAGAAGCAUCACACCAGAGACCUGCACAAGGAGUACACUCAGUGGAGGACCAAAGUGAAGGAAACCUUGGAGCAACUUCAACAAGAACGGACCUUCGCCCUGAGAUCAAAAGGCGAGAGGGGACUGGGGUGGAGUGCUCUGGAUGGGAGACCCCCAGAGAUCCACAGAGUCAGGGUCGACCAAACUGACUCCAGAGAAUCCAGAUGCUCCAUCGGCAGGCUUGCAUUGACCACUGUCACAGAGAACAGAGUCUGUUAUGUACAGAAAAUUCCCCCAUCACUCACAUUAGUCUAACCAGCAACUGUGUCUCAGUGCAAUACGAAUUCACUCAGUAUCCAAUAUAGUAGAACAUUCAGGAAGGUGUAUUGGAUAGGAACAAACACUCAUCAUUUGCUUAAAUGAUACAGAUGUUUGUAGUGGAUGGAGGGUCACAGAAUCUGGUUACAGAACAAGGAUGUUUGCUUCAGUUUACAAGAACAGGAAGAGGACGUUGCACAAAUAUCCCCAAACUCAAUCAUAGGGGAGCUCCGCAUAUCAAUGCAAAAGAUAAGGCUGGAGUAUUUGCUUCUGUCUCCCAGUGGAUGAAACAUCUCCAUCUCCUCCUGAACUCCACAACAUCACAGAUGACAGUCUUCAAUAUUUUGGUGCACCACAUGUUAGAACAGGAUACAACCGAAGAAGACACACCGUUCUUCAAGGGCUAUGGACCUUGACAGGACUGAAGACUUAUGCUCCCAGCCUGAACAUGCCCUUACCCAAGCUGUUCUAGCAUAAUGUGCCAGCUACAGUACUACCCAACAAAAUUUGAUCUUACUAGGAUAAUAGAUCAGCACAACAUUGAUGGCCGAAGGGCCUGUACUGUGCUGUACUGUUCUAUGUUCUAACAAUGUGGAAAGUUGCCCAGAUAGAUCCUGUACACAAAAAGCAAGAAAAGCCCAACUCAAUCAUGUACAACCUCAUCAGUCCCUUCUCGAUCAUCAAUAAAGUAAUGGAAUGUGCCUAUCCUGUUCAACAAUAACCUACUCAGUGAUAUCCAGUUUGGGUUCUGCCAGGGCCAGUCAACUCCUGUCCUCAAUACAGCCUUGGUUCAGAUACAGAUACAAGAACUGAAUCCCAGAGGUGAGGCGAGGCUGACCAAUUGUGAUAUCAAAGAACCUUAGAAAAACUGGAAUCAAUCAAAAUCAGGUUGAAAACCUGGACAUACCCAGGACUGGGUUGAAAAGUGCCAACAUUCACAGCACACAGUGCUGGGUAAUGAUGACUUCCAAAAGAGAGAAUAUAAUCAUCGCCCCUUAACAUUCAAUGGCUUUCCCAUCAUUGAAUCUCCACUACCAAUAUCCUGGGGGUGACCAUUGAGCAGAAACUGAAUUGGAUUAGUUAUGGAAAUACUAUGGCUGCAAGAACAGUUAUGACAAUACUAUUGCUUUAAGAGGUGUAUUUUGUCUUUUUUUUAAGAGAAGUUGAGGCAGAUAGGUGAGUGGUCCACUCCAAGCCAGUAAAGUAAACAACUUGUGAUGCCUUGGUUUUUUUUUGAAGUUGGAACAUUAGAAACUGCCUGAAUGGAUGGGGUUAAGCUCUCACUCAACCAGAUUUCAGUUUAACUUUCAGUGGGCUUUGGGGUUUAGAAGCUGCUUUCCAUGUCUCCCUGUUACAGCAAAAUGCUUGAGUCCUCUCUCACUCUCUGAGUUUUCUCUCGAUGUUAUUUCCUUCUAAAGUGGAGAAUGGAAUGUGAGACUAUUUUAUUGAAUUUGCCUUAACCAUGGUGUGCUUAUGUGAUGUUACUAUUUUGGAA